Messenger RNA from Temnothorax curvispinosus, 2957 nucleotides. RefSeq names its product zinc finger FYVE domain-containing protein 9-like. NCBI's taxonomy places the organism in Eukaryota, Metazoa, Arthropoda, Insecta, Hymenoptera, Formicidae. Gene Ontology annotation, biological process: endosomal transport. The transcript has 12 exons. The annotation marks the transcript as partial. The record is from RefSeq and is a predicted model, not a curated record. Gene Ontology annotation, cellular component: early endosome membrane.
CAGAGAGCGAACAGGGAAUAGGUGAUUGGUCAGCUGGCUAUAAUUCGUAUACCGAUUGUAGCGAUGUUAAUUCCGUACAGGGGAGACAGCCUAAUCCAAAUAAUCCCAUGGAGUACUGUUCAACUAUACCACCCUUGCAACAGUUAGCCGGCGGUUUGCCGCCACCACCGACGGUGAUGGUGCCUGUGGGCGUUCUUAAAAGAGAGGGUUCGAAACAUCGUGCAGAAGGACAGAAAUCCGUAAUGUUCAGUGACGCUUUGACUGGAAUAAGGCCUGGCUGUGACCUGACAGAGCUAGACACGUGUUGGGACCCAAAGCCACCGUACCGCAAGCAGGGAACUAAACGGAUUUUUGCCACGGGAUCUGCGGACACUGCAACGAGAAGGCAGCAUCAUCAUCCUCCUCUAGACAAUACGACCAAUAGUUAUAUUCCACAUGAUUCUAAUUUAUUGCCUCCGACUGUCACGAUACACAAAGGCCAUAUUACAUACCAUCCACCUAUGGACGAAGGUGUGCUCUAUAAAACGCUGAAAAACGAAUGCGAACCGUCGGUAAUGUUCGCGAUUAAUCGGAAUCUUUAUGCAUAUGUGAAGAUAACUAAUUUAAAUUGCUGCGUAAACAAGAUCUGCUGGAACGUGACGUCGAGAGGUCUUGCUUGCAUCGGUCAGGACGAAGUUAUUUUAUUAGUCGAGGUUUUACCAGAUGAAACACGGAUUCCAAAAGAUCUUCUGAUAUAUAUCAAUCAAUUAUAUCUCGAAGCUGUUAAAGGUAAUACAAUGACGGAACUCGGUUUCUCGGUAUAUCAAGGCACCAACCUGUUGGGCUCGCGCGAGCAUGCGGGUUUUCUUUUUAUUCGCCAGACAUUGCAGUGCUUGCAAAAGAUAAUUUUACCGCCCGCACCUUUCUUGAUUGGACUUUUGGUUCACAGGUGGGAAACCCCGUGGGCCAAAGUAUUCCCAUUAAGGCUUCUUUUACGUCUCGGAGCGGAAUAUCGUUAUUAUCCUUGCCCAUUGGUGUCCGUACGUUUUCGAAAUGCGUUAUAUUUCGAGAUUGGGCACACUGUCAUGAAAGUAUUAGCGGAUUUUAGAAAUUUCGGCUAUACUUUGCCAGGAGUGAGGGGCUUAACAAUUCACCUUAAAAAUCGUACGACAGACGUUAUGUUCCCCAAGAAUCGAUAUGACCAAGUUAUAAAAGGACUUCAUAAUUCGAAUGAUCAUGUCUUAGCUUAUGCCUCAAACUUUAGCAUAACCGCGGAUUCACAUUUAGUUUGCAUACAAACGAAUACUGGUGAUGAAAGCAGUUACCAAACGCAAGCGAUAAAUAUUCACAACAAGCCAAGAACAGUAACCGGCGCCAGUUUCAUUGUCAUCAAUGGUGCUCUAAAAUCUUCAAUGGGACUUUCUGCCAAGUCCAGUAUCGUUGAAGAUGGAUUAAUGGUAGAAAUAAUGCCAGAAAAAAUGGAAGCUUUGAAAGCUGCUCUCAAAAAUAUGCAAGAUUUUUCAAUCGGUUGCGGACGCCAGGGAGCACCGGAGCCAGACGAGACUGUAAAUAUAAAGUGGGUCGAAAACGACACGCUGUUUAACCUGGGUGUUAAAAGUCCUAUUGAUGGACAAUUAAUGGAUGGUAUACCAUCUAUUAGAGUACAUAAUGGCAUUGAUUAUAAAGGUGCAAGCCGAUUCAUACGCUGGACAGAAGUAUUCAUUAUAAAAUCAGAUGAUCAUUCGAAUGGCGUGAACGAUCCUGUGGAUAUAAACAAACUAUCUGGCAGCAUAGCAAAAGCGACGUGUGCAGCAUUGGUUAAAUUGCUGGAUCUUCUGGCAACAGCGGGUUUAACAAAACUCGGUGUGCGGACAACGAUUCAUCCAGAUAAUGUGGGUUAUGAAGCUGGAAGUGAGGGUACAAAACUACCGCCAAUAUAUAUGAAAAGUUUAGACAAUGAAUUAAUUCAAGUUUUACAUAAAGCUGUACAAAGCAGUCAGGAUGCACAUACAGUGCUUGAAUUGAUAUUCUAUGUGCUUGAGGAUUAAACAAGGAUACGUAAUGUAUAUUUCGCAUGUUUUAAUCGGUGAUGUCUUCAUCGGAGAAUAACUUUCAUUCAACUGGGAAGCUGUGCAAUUGCACUGAACAUCGUGGUGCGGUGAUUAUAUGAUCUGUAUGUUACUUUUUAUUGUAUACUUUGUUUUAUAAUUCAGGAUAUUAUUUUCGAUUUGUCCAUUUAUUAAGAUUGCCGAAUGAAAUAUUUGUAAUUUUAUCGCGAAAUAAGUCAAUGAUGUGCAUAAUAAUUUAUUACAAAUACGAAUCGAGAAUCGAAGGGAAACAGUAAUAGCGAUGUGCAGUGAUAGAAACUUCCAAUGUCUGUUGUCUCGAAAACUUUACCUUGUAUUUUUUGCUUCAGAUAAUAUACAUAAGAAUGAAUGGUAAUGUAAUGCAAAUAUGUGUAUCAUGAGUUACGAGAAGAUAACCUUCUCUUAUAGAAAGAUAAGGCAAUAUCGACACAUCAAUAGUGGACAGUUAUUAAUAUUGCAUUCAAAUUAUUAAUAUUUUAUUGAAGUUUUAUUAGCCGUAGAAAUAUGUUUCUUGCUUAAUUUUAAACGAGCUUCAAAUUUAUACGUAAGAAAAUACCGUUAAUUUUUUUACAGGAGAAAAAAUUAACAUUAUUUUGGAUAAGUAAUUUAUAUAUAUGUAUAGAUCUGUUGGCGCGCGCGUGCACGUGCGCGCAGUGAUAUGUAUUUUAGGAAGCUCAUGAUAGACAUUUGUUCGAUAUUGUAAUCAAUCAGAUCAGUCAGCAUCAAUCAAUUCAGUUAUGCUGAAUAAUACACGUUGUUUAUUGCCAAAGACUUACGCAGGUUAUACUAUAAUCUUUGUUAAUGUAAAUAUAGUAUCUGUCCUUUCUCGAUUGUUUUACGAGAUAUAGGGUGAUCACUUUACGUGCGGAAAUAACCUGCGACAUCUUCAUA